AUAGCAACAGAGUCAAACUUUGCCUGUGGAGUUUGGGCUUACAGACUGGCUGGUUUUGUACUGGUGAGCAUCUUGUGAAAGUUUUUGAAGAAUGAGUGCAGGACGAGCUUCUGAAGGGGCAGGAUCUGUUUCACUGUGGGGGUUCAGUCCAUCCCUUAACCUGCUGACCACAGGCCGGAAACAAAAUGCAGAGAAAGCCAAUAUUCUACUGGUGGGCAGUGGAGAUCCCCGCCAUAUUCUCAAAACUAUAGCUGAACUGCCAGACAAACACAAUCUCCAUGUGUGGGUGAUUGAAAACAAUAUGGAGGUGAUGGCCAGACAGAUGCUGAUGCUGUAUCUUGCUUUGAUGCCCCACGACAACAUGGGACUCAGAGAGAAGACUGAAGUUUUCCUUGAGAUUUUUGGAAACAGUGAAGUCCGUAGCCACACAGCCGAGACGCUCAGACAUGCAGCAUCACGCCUCAUCGUGUCAGUUACAGAAACAAUGGAAGAAGCCACACAUCCAUGUUUGGAUACUUCACUUCUCAAAUUCAAAGAGAGAGAUGAGCUGGUCAGGAUAUUUAAGCAAUGGACACAGCCGGAAUAUUCUGUAUCGGGACAUCCUACUCCCAUCGUGAUGUCCAAAGCCUGGGAUUAUCGAGUGCGCCAGCACCUUGGGACACGCUAUGACUCCAGGAUGGGCUGCUUUGACUGGGACCUCAUCAUGAAGCUACACGAAAAAGGGGGCCGUCUAAUCCAUAAACAUCAAUAUACUCAAUGGCGUGCAGGAGGCGUGGCAUUUGAGCUGAGAGAAGGUGUCUACCAAACUUUAAAUCCAACUUUUCUGUCUUCAAGGGUUUUCAGUCAGAAAAUGUCAAAGGUUGCUGUCACGGGCUACUGGGGUGACAUAGUAUCCAGUCCUUACCUCUCAUUUGGCAUUGAGACUGACGAUAAAAGUCUAUUGAAGACACAGAAUGGGCAUCAUAUCAAAACAGCACAAGACGUCUCUGUUGCUAAUGUCCAGACAUUGUUCCUUUCCCUGUAUAAUAGACAGGGAAGCCCCACUACUCCAGAUGAAGAAAAACAAGUGCCAUCCACUCACAAUGACCCAAAAUGUGUCUCUGUCAAUGAUUUGUUGCAUCUUGAUGGCAUCUCUGUAACUUUCUUGCCAAUGGAUGCACUGAGAAAGAUGCCACAAAAAGAGAAAUAUUCCAGUCUUUUUAAUGUCAUUUUCUUCUCUGUUGGCUGCAUACAACAGUUGGACCCAGCACUGAGACAGAUUGCAGCACCAGACGCGGUGCUGGUCAUGGAGCUGGCCAAGUUUAUCUUGGACCUGAACAAAGAACAAGAAAGCGGUUUUACAACUAAAGUGAAGGAUAUUGCACAAGAAUAUGGAUUUGAGCCUUUGCAAGAAGAGACGACUAAUGAUGUUUUUGCAAUUUUUACUCCACAAAGGUGAAAUUACUUAUUUUUAUGUUAGUUUACAAAUAAUAUGCUGUCACAAAUUCUCUUUGGAGCAUCAUAGAUAUUACACAGACAACAAAUGAUUUGAAUAAUUUAAAUGUUAUUAUUUGCAGUUAUGUAAAUAUGGAGAUAUAAACCCAACAUGACACAAGUAAAUCUAUGUUAGGUAAUACUUAUUAACACUGCAACAUGCAAACAAAAGGUCCCUCAAUAGAGUAUCAUCUUGCUUUUCAUUACUUCCAUCGUCCUCCAACCUUCCCCUUCCCAUGGCAUUUUUUGCUGUAGCAUAAAAGAUGAGAACAGUGUUGUGUCCAAUAAAAUGCUGGCAUUUAAAGAUUGUGUACAUAGACAGACUCACAAUUUCUGGGCAUGCUGGAUUCGGUUCAGGAGGACGUUUAUCUGGAAAAAUAAGAAAUAAAAUGUAUUAUUGCUUUAGAAUGUCACUUGUAUUAAAAAGGCUAACCUCAUAUUUCUGUCUCUUCAUCUUCUCUGUCAACUCAAACUUCUCUGACUCCAGUUGGUAGAUUCGCUCCCACAUUUCUUUGGCUCUGGCUCUGAAAAGCCAAAGAGUUAAAUGCUACUACAAACAGGGUUAUUAAAUUAGUCUAAAUUUUAAAUGUUAACAAAUAGGCCAAAAAAAAAAAAGCCUGAUCAAUACAUUUAUUGCAAAAAAAUAGUUUUAUGUCAUAAUUUGGGUGUGUGAGUUCUAUCGCACAGUGGUGCUUUUGAAACAUGAGUCACAAAACAAUACUAAUAAAUCUAAUAAAUAUGACUAAUCUUUCACUAUAGGUUAACCUCAGACAAUGCAUAAAAUAAAUCAUUAUUUCAAAUAAUUGUGAUUUCAAUUAUGAUCCACAUAGUUGUGAUUGUUCUGUUUUCAUAAUGGAGACACUCAACCUCAGUCCAUCCUCCCUCAGAUGCUCAAUGGCCAGUGGGGUACGUCUUUCAGCCAGUGUCUUCUUCUUGAUCUCUCUUGCUGUUUGUCUUUUACCACGUCUCUGCUCAGCCUAGCACACAGAAACAAUAGUUUAAUACAAUAUUAUCUGAAAAAAAACAAACCCAACAACAUAUUUUUCUAUCACUGACUUUUGCCAGGAAGCCACCAAAGUGUGCACCCAUGUUUGAGAGCACUUUUUUCUUCUUAGCUUCAUCAUCUGCCCUCUUCUUCGCCUCUUCUUCCUCCUUCCUCUGCCUCUCUUCCUGAAUAUACAAAAAUAUUUGUAUGUAUUGUAUGUAUACAGUUGAAAAUACACUUUUAGAUUACCGCAAUCCUUGUUUGUCGGUAUCUCUCUUUUUCAGC
Periophthalmus magnuspinnatus is the source of this 2743-nucleotide messenger RNA. RefSeq names its product dynein axonemal assembly factor 3-like. Lineage: Eukaryota; Metazoa; Chordata; Actinopteri; Gobiiformes; Gobiidae. The record is from RefSeq and is a predicted model, not a curated record. Gene Ontology annotation, biological process: motile cilium assembly; axonemal dynein complex assembly. Bases 92 to 1438 code for a protein of 448 amino acids. The transcript has 12 exons.